AUGGCUGGUUGGUUUUCGCUUGAUCCGAAUAAGCUCAAACAGAUUGCAGCAAGCACCUUGAUCAAUGCACAAAAACAAAUCGAUAAAGUCCUCGAUAUCAAGGAUGGCGCCCCUGAUCCAGAAUCUCAACCACUUGCACAUAAUACCGCGACAAGUAGUAUACAAUCAACAACGUCCGAUGAUUUCUUUUCGGCAUUCCUUGGUAACCAAAAAUCAACAGCCAUAGAGGCAAAUGAAAUACCAACAAAACCUACGGAAAACGGUGCUUCACUUCGCACCUGGAAUACAUACAGUGAUAGCAAUAAUGCGUCGUCAUUGAUCUCUUCUCCAUCACAAACAAAUACUGCUGAAACUGAUGCAAACAUUACUGACGAAAAUAAAACAACACCUGAUGAGUCUAUAGAGACCCAAACAACAUCCUCCACGCUGUCAGAAUCAAUUGAUACACAGCAGCAAACACAAUCAUCUGUAUCAUUAGCUGAAUCCUCGACCAUUACAGAAAGUUCUAGCAGUGAAAGUACAAAUUCAUUACGUCCAACCCUCAGUAUUCCAUCAUCCGAAUCAACUGUGAUUGGUCCGAUUGUAGAAAUAAAAGCUGAUGAGCAACAUAUGUUUACUCAAGCACAAUGUGACAGUUCAGAGCCGGAUGCUGAUCAUGUAUCACAAAUCAUUCCUUCUAUAUCAUCAGAUAAACGUGAUGUCAUCGAUUCUUGGAUGAAUAAUAGACAAAAUGUCAGCUCCGACAAUGGUGAACAAUCUGUACGUGAUACCCAUGACAAUGACUCAUCCUCAUUAUUGUUUACAUCAGCUUAUCCACCAAAUGAAUUUUCAACAUCAUCGAUAAUCGAUGAUGAUGUCACUCCAACAGCAAACAAUAAUUACAACAAAGAACAACAACAACAAACUACAGUUUCCACUGAUGAAGACGAUGAUAAUCCACUUCUUGAACAAUCGAAUUCUCCAACUCAUACAAUAUCAUCCAAUGGACAUGAUACACAUAGUAAAGAUUCAUCAGAUGAUGGUAAACAUACAUCAUGUGCAUCAUCGGACAUCGAAGUGAUUUCAUCUCCAAGUGUAGCUAGUGGUCUAGCUCUUAGUACCACAGAAACAUUUGAUAAAUGCCGAGAACUACGCGAUGCUCGACGACCAGUUGUGCGCGAGGUUGUCGGUCGUUUUCCCACCCAUUCUACCAAUAUGAAAUAUCAUCAUCAUCCAAUAUCCAUUGAUCAUAUUGACAAAAAUAGUACUUCGAAUUUUGAUGCAUCAUCAUGGUCAACUUUAAUCGAUGAAGCAGCUACUGAACAUAUGCAUUAUCACAAUUCCAAUGAAAGGGGUGAUGAUGACGAUCGACAAAAAUAUCAUCAAUCAGAAACCUCAAAAGAAUUGGGUGAACUAAAAGAACGUUUAGAAUUACGUGAGCAAGCAUUCCUAAAAUUAACAACUGAAUCUAAUGAACUACAUCAGACGAAUCAAACAUUAAAAAAAUCGUUGAGUGAACUUGAACAACGAACAGUACGUUUAACUAAUGAAUUUCAACAAACAAUCGAGAAUCUUUCGUUGAAAAUCGAGGAACAAAAGCAUGUUUCACAAGAACGUGAUCAAUUACGCAAACAACUUGACACUCUACAAAGACAGCUAUUAGAAAAUUCAACGUCAACUGGCAAUGCGAUGGCUGUUUUGCGAGAAAAAGAAGAACAAAUUCAACAGUUACUCGAAGAAGGUGAAAAACUUUCAAAGAAUCAAUUGAAAGAUUCGAACAUAAUCAAAAAAUUACGAGCGAAAGAGAAAGAGAGUGAUACACACAUCACAUCGCUGACGACGCAAAUUAAUAAAUUAACGAGUGAUUUAGAAGAAGCGAAGAAGAAUUUACAAGAAAAAGAAGAAAACGAGAAACAACUUAAAGAAACAGUGAAAAAAUUGGAGAAAUCCGCUGUUCAUUAUGAAAAAGAAUGUAUAUCAAUCAAAUCUUUGUACGAAGAUGCUGAAGAACAAAUCCGUAGUACAAAAGUUGCCUUAGAAAACUCCUAUAAAGAAAUCGCUGAAUUAAACAAAACCAAAGCCGCUACGGAAAGCAAAGUCGUCGAAGCCACGUUGUCAGCCGAGAUUCUACUCCGUGAAGAAAUUCGAAUGGCUGUGGACAAAGAACGAGUGAUAUCAAGACAAGAGCAAGAAAAAUUACAAAUGACCAUUGAUGAAUUACGACAUUCAAUUCAGCGUAGCGAAGCUCAAUUAAAUCGAAGAGAACAAUUACUACGACAAGAAGUUAACGAUCUUCGACAAAGACUUCAAGAAGCUGAAUCACGAAAUGAAGAGUUAACACAAAGCAUUUCCAAUGCUACACGUCCAUUACUUCGUCAAAUCGAAAAUCUUCAAACUUCUUACGUAUCACAAAUCAACUCUCUCGAAAAAACCGAACGUCAGUUGACCGAUCGACUAGCUGAAAUGCAAAUGCAAUAUGCAACAAGCAUUGAACACGAACGUGUAGCUAAUGAAAACUUGCUGGAAAUGAGCGCUAAAUGGAAGUUAGCAGAAGCUCAGUUAACGACAUUCAAACAGGAUAAAACGCGUUUGACUUCUGAACUUGAAGUUUUGAAACUGAAACUGACACAUUUUGAAGAUGCGAAGUUCAGAGAAAGAACUCAAAUUGAAUCAAUGCAAGAAGCAUUCACUCAACAAAUCAAUAGUCUUAUUCAAGAGAAGCGGCAACUUGAACUGGAUACUGAAGUUGACAAAUCGAAAUAUGAAAAUGAUUUGAAGAGAUUACAAAUUGCCAACGAAGCGUUGAAAGAACAAGUCAAUCUACAUGAUUCGAAUUCUAUACAUCGAACGAACUCAAAUCUUGAAACAACACUUGCCCAACAACACAGUCGACGAUCAUCUGGUGGACGCGAUACACCAACCGUGUUCGCAUUCGAACGUUCUGCUUUUGUUCCAACUCCGAAGCCAAGUGUAUACGAAUCGUUGCGAAACACGGGUGCAAUAGCAGUAUUGGAAAGUUUAGAAGCACAAUUGAAAGAAAAGGAAGGAGAAAUUACAUUAUUACAAAGCGAAAUCGCUGAUUUGGAACGGACGCGCGAGACUAUGGCAAGAGAGUUAGUUAAUCUAUCAACCGAAAACGAAAAAUUAAGACAACAAACUCAAAACUACCCUGUAUUAAACGAACAAUACAAAGAAUUGGAAAAACGCUACGAUGCACUUUUAACAAUGUAUGGAGAGAAACAAGAAGAAGCGGAUGAACUUCGACUUGAUUUAGCAGAUGUGAAAACACUCUAUCGAGCCCAAAUCGAUGAUUUGAUGAAACAAAAUGCUUCUCACAUGUCUUUACCCUCUAGUUAUUCGUGUCGUUCAGCAAUUCUUUCAUCAAUAGAGAAACUUUUUUCUCCCAAUCCACAAUUGCCCUAUCCAUCACAUGUUUAUAUUCACGGAAAUCAUAAUACAGGUAAAUCAACGUUGGUGAAACACGCACUUCAUCUUCACAAUCAUGCGGUUUUAUGGUUCGAUUGUCGAGAAAUUUACUCGUUGAAUAUGUUCUAUCAAACAUGUAUUUCAUCAUUGACCAACACUUCACCACCCUCAAUGAAAAGCUUCCAACUACGACACAAACGGACAUUUACUUUAUUUGUUAUUCAAAUUAAAUGA
This is a messenger RNA of Adineta ricciae, 3639 nucleotides long. NCBI's taxonomy places the organism in Eukaryota, Metazoa, Rotifera, Eurotatoria, Adinetida, Adinetidae. The record is from the annotation of a GenBank genome assembly.